Messenger RNA from Exophiala oligosperma, 2095 nucleotides. RefSeq lists its product as uncharacterized. The coding region runs from base 159 to 1187 and encodes 342 amino acids. The transcript has a single exon. The record is from RefSeq and is a predicted model, not a curated record. Gene Ontology annotation, cellular component: EARP complex; GARP complex; membrane. NCBI's taxonomy places the organism in Eukaryota, Fungi, Ascomycota, Eurotiomycetes, Chaetothyriales, Herpotrichiellaceae. Gene Ontology annotation, biological process: endocytic recycling; Golgi organization; lysosomal transport.
CACAUGUAUAACACCUGACACCCUCUGCGAUCUCUGUUUGCCCCUGCAUCUGUACAAAGUACCACGUCAAUUACGAUGACUACUAAGUAGUAUCAAAUCAUACUUAUUUUCCUCGCCGGUUUGCACAGACAGACUAUGCGCCGAAGCCAUUGUCCACCAUGGCCACGAUAACGUCUCCUCGCAGCGAAUCCCCUGCCAUAACCAUCCCUCGCAUCACCUCUCCCUCGAUCCCCAGCACGAGUGGAACUCCCGUGUCCUCUGUCCGACCGUCAUUUGAUGUUCCGAGGAUAACGUCAAACGCUCCUGGCUCUCCUUCGCAACAUGCGACACCGGUGUCAGUGUCAAAUCCGUCGCAAAGGAGGAAUCGUGCCGCCCUGCGAGACUAUUACAACAUCAAGAGACCUUCAGGGGCUUCUGGAACGACAGAUCUCGGACUGAGCCGCAAAACCAGCAUAGCCUCGAACGCCUCAGACUCGACCGUCGUCACGUCCUCCAGCGCCUUCGUUCCCGAACCUUCGUCGUCGUCCUCCCUGACGGGGCCGCAGCUGGACGACGCCUCUUUCGACGCCGAAGCUUACGUGACGGAGCUCCUCAAGACGGCCGGUCUGAGGGACAUUUUGAGGACCGAGAGUUCACUCGUCAGCGAGAUUCGAAACCUCGACGGCGAAAGAAAGGCCCUGGUCUACGACAACUACAGCAAACUGAUCAAGGCCGUGGGCACAAUCGCGGAGAUGCAAAAGGGGAUGCACAAGAAGGAGAGGGAUCCAUCUAACAGACUUCAGAUGAGUGUCUUGGGAGUACAGCAGAAAGAUACAGCCCCCAAUCUGGACGGCGUGGAGAAGUUGGGCGAGAAGUUGGACGCUCUGCUCAAGAUGGUCGAGGACUUGGGUCCGGCACAGCAGCAAGAACCAGUGGCGGUCAAGGCGAGGGAGACGAAACGACAAAAAGAGACGGUCCAGCGGGCUUUGGACGCCCCUCGUCGACUACGAGCCUUGAUUGACAAUGACCAAACGCAAGAAGCAGAAAAGGAGUUUGGGUCUGUCAAGGUGCUGCUCGAGCAGUGGAAGGACGUUCGGGGUGUGGAUGAACUUCGUGAAAAAUGUGAGCAAAUCAUGCGUACAUCGGACGUUGAUGGCGAUUCACCGUCAACACCACACACCACACAAAAAUCAACAACACCCGAUUGAGACUAAAGGGUAAUUGAACAUUCAUGCUCUGGCCCCUGCGGCCGUAGGGGAGGGCGUUCACCAAGUGAGCAAGCAGAACCGCCUAGAGCCUGGGCAUCGAUUGGACUGGUGAAGAAAGAGCCAGUUGCAAGAAGCGAGACGAACCAUACGGCCACACUCUUAGAUCUCGAACAAGACUCCUGCGAACGAGGGAAGAAUUCUGGCGUUCCAUGUGAACCGACGUCUGUUGAGGAGUGCCGAGGGUCGACUCUUGCUUUCAUCUUUGCCUCCUGAGGUGGGAAUCUCAAAGAAAAGAGUCGCCAUGGACCGCGAUCAGCUCCUUGUUUCUCGAGUCUACACUCACGUUUCGCUUGUUCGGGCCACGAUCGACGAGCACGAAUCGUGACACACUCUAAAGAGGCCUUCCAAGCCCUAUUCUCGGGGAUUCCUUUUGAAAAAUUUCAAGCUGAAAGACAAGCCCCCUUCAGAUCUUCUUCUACGAGGCAAAACCUACCCCGGACAAAUCACAGUUUUCACCCCAACAAUGGGCCGUGGGCCGACCUUACCUGAGAUGCAGAGUCAGUGCCCUACCUUGUCCGCAGAUGCACGUGGUCGAAUCUCCUUGAGACCAAACAAACAUCUCCAGCUUCCGAGUCACGACUCACCAAGGUGACACGGCCGGGAACAAUCAGAUUACGCACAGAGAACGAAAAGUCCACUUUCAGGAUAAUUGAUCAUUGUGUCUCACAAGCACAUAUCGUCGUGUGCACUAAACUACCUACAUACUAUCUACCCAAGGCAUUCGCGUGGCCUGCGCACAUAGAAAAGUGUCAGGGGGUAUCGAAACAAACAAAAGCAGGCUCGCUGUAAUGAAAUUCCUAAAAUGUGUGGUGUCCUGACCACACAGUUUCUUCACUCCAAAAAAAUCC